GCUAAUGUACUGCCUGAGCCAUGAGUCGUCAAAGCCGUAAAUUUUGCUUGUGUUAAGGACAAAAUGACAACAUGAUUUCUUUGCUGAAUGUUGUAGGUGAUGUAAAUUCCUCUACGUUCGCCGAACAGAUAUAUCCAAAGAGACAACCAGUGAUUUUACGAGGUGUGAAUAUUGGUCAGUGUGUGGACAAAUGGCGGUCAGUAAAUUAUCUAACCACUCAGGGAGGUGAGAUGCCAGUGAAGAUCCACGUGUCUGCUACACCACAGAUGGAUUUCAUCAAUAAAAACUUUUCUUACAAUCAUCAAUUGUUUUUGAAGAAAUGCUGGACUGAGAGCUAUUACUUACGAGCCCUAGGAGAUGAUCCAAGGAAGGACAAAGCUGACAUACAUCAACAAUUCCCUCUCCUUGCAGACGAUAUCAAAUUCCCAAACUUUUUCCCUCAAGAGAAGUUCUUUUCCAGUGUGUUUCGGAUAGCAUCCAAAGGCACUCAGCUAUGGACCCAUUAUGAUGUGAUGGACAAUUUGCUGAUACAGAUUGUAGGUCGGAAGCGUGUGAUACUUUACAGUCCAGCAGAUGUUGACAAAAUGUAUCUAAAUGGGGAUAAGUCUGAAGUUUUAGAUAUAGAUAAUCCAGAUCCAGCCAAGUUUCCAAAGUUUCUGGAGGCACAUAGACAUGAAGGAAUUCUUGAACCCGGAGAUAUCCUCUUCAUACCCGCUCUGUGGUUUCACAAUGUUAUCUAUAAAGAGUAUGGUGUGGCUGUUAACGUAUUCUGGAAACAUUUGGGUGAUUCAUUUUAUGAUCAGCGUGAUAUCUACGGUAAUAAGGAUCAUGUUCCUUUCUCAAGAGCUCAACAGAUUUUGGACAGAGCAUUAAAGACUCUAGAAGAAUUACCAGAAGAUUAUAGAAGAUUCUAUGGACAUCGUCUCAUCUCAAGAAUUGAGAGGAAAGUACUGCUAAAAGACAAACCACCAUGAUGAAAAUAAAAAUUUUGUGAAGUAAAAUCCUGAUUUUCUGUCAUUAAAGUUCCUUAGCAUCUUU
This is a messenger RNA of Ylistrum balloti, 1038 nucleotides long. Its product is annotated as tRNA wybutosine-synthesizing protein 5-like. The record is from RefSeq and is a predicted model, not a curated record. Bases 72 to 974 code for a protein of 300 amino acids. Gene Ontology annotation, biological process: wybutosine biosynthetic process. Gene Ontology annotation, molecular function: 2-oxoglutarate-dependent dioxygenase activity; tRNA binding. The transcript is spliced from 7 exons. NCBI's taxonomy places the organism in Eukaryota, Metazoa, Mollusca, Bivalvia, Pectinida, Pectinidae.